AUGGCCUCAUCGAAAGUCGCACAGCAAUAUUGGAGAAGCCUUGCCCGGCCUGGACGCCGGGGACCCGCCGGGACGGCAUUGCAGGUCGAGGCGGCAACUAGCACAAGCGUUGUGAAAUAUCGCAACAGCACGAGCUCGAGCUCGCCGACGGAAAGGAAACGUGAAAGGGUCGUUGUGUUGGGUUCAGGAUGGGCAGGCUACGCCUUCGCUCGCGAACUCGACCCCAAGAAGUACGAGCGCAUCCUUGUCUCGCCGCGCUCCUACUUCGUCUUCACCCCCUUGCUGGCUUCAACCUCGGUCGGCACCCUCGAGUUCCGCGCUAUCCUUGAGCCCGUCCGCCGGCUGAACCUGGAUUCUUUCCACGAGGCCUGGGCGGACGACAUCGACUUCUCCAAGAAGCUCAUCCGCGUCGAGAAGGUCACCUCCGAGGACGCCACGUCCCGCACUCUCCCGGCGAAGGAGCCUAGCCGUCCUAAGGGGGAGAUGAUUGACGUGCCCUAUGACAAGCUGGUCAUCUCUGUCGGGGCGUACUCGCAGACCUUUGGCAUCGAGGGUGUUAAAGAGUAUGCCAACUUCCUGAGAGAUAUCGGUGAUGCAAGGAGCAUUCGUUUGAGGGUGCUUCAGUGUUUCGAGAAGGCUGAUUGGCCUACGACCACGGACGAGCAGCGCAGGAAGAUGCUGCACUUUGCCGUUGUGGGAGGCGGACCAACAGGAAUUGAGUUCGCUGCCGAGCUCCACGACCUCAUCCAUGACGACCUGUCCAAGCUGUACCCGCACCUCAUGGAGUUUGUUGGCAUCACAAUCUACGACAUCGCGCCCAAGGUCCUGCCCAUGUUCGACCAACAGCUCGCCUCCUACGCCGAGGACCUCUUCCGCCGCCAGGGCAUUAAGGUGAAGACGGAGCACCACCUUCAACGCAUCCGGCCGGAUGAGGAAGACACGCACAACACGCUGAAGCUCAAAAUCAAGGAGCUCGGCGACGAGGAGGUUAGCGCGGGUAUUGUGGUAUGGAGCACGGGGCUGAUGCAGAACCCGCUCAUCCAGACGAUCAUGAAGAAAGAGCUGCGCAACCCCAACGCGGCAGCCGAGAGUGAAGAAAAGGAGAUGGUGAAGAUCAUGAAGGCGGAGAGAAGCGGCAACAUCGUCACGGACUCUCGCCUGAGAGUUCGCCUCGACGACCCCAAGGACGAAAAGGCCGUCCUGCCGGACGUGUAUUCCCUGGGCGACUGCUCCGUCCUGGAGACCGAGACGCUCCCCGCCACGGCGCAGGUCGCGAGCCAGCAGGCCGUGUACCUCGCCAAGACGCUCAACAAGGCGGCGGCGCGGGGCGGUGUGGAUCCGGCGGACGACAGGCAGAGCAAGCCGUUCAAGUUCCGCAACCUGGGGACGAUGGCGUAUCUGGGAAGCUGGAAGGCGAUUCACCAAAGCUCCGCGGACGAACUGAAGGGCCGCGCAGCUUGGAUCUUGUGGCGCUGUGCUUACUUGACCAAGUCGAUGAGCAUUCGGAACAAGAUCCUGGUGCCAGUCUAUUGGUUCGUCACCUGGGUUUUCGGAAGGGGCAUUUCUCGAUUCUGA
Messenger RNA from Colletotrichum spaethianum, 1575 nucleotides. Its product is annotated as putative NADP-dependent dehydrogenase in aabA 3'region. Lineage: Eukaryota; Fungi; Ascomycota; Sordariomycetes; Glomerellales; Glomerellaceae. The transcript is spliced from 4 exons. Gene Ontology annotation, molecular function: NADH dehydrogenase activity. The coding region runs from base 1 to 1575 and encodes 524 amino acids. The record is from RefSeq and is a predicted model, not a curated record.